AUGAUUGCAGGUUUGGGAUUGGCUCGAAGCUUAGGAUCUGAAGUCAUCGAAGCAAAAUGUGACUUUCUUCUUGUUGUGAAUCAAGUCAAUGGUGUUUUCGAAGUAAAAGACGAACGAAUGCAGAGAUACUUGGAAAAGAUUCAAGUAAUUUUACACCGAUUCAAAGAAUGGACUAUGCAGCAUGUACCAAGGGAACAGAACAAUGAGGAAGAUGCAUUGGCCAACUUAUGUUCGUCAGUCGGAAUAGAGGAAUUCAGCUCUGGCACGAUCGUUCAGUUGAUGAAUUCGACAGUGGAAAAUGGUCACGCUGAGAUAAAUGCAAUGAGCUUGAUGUGGGACUGGCGCAAUAAGUACAUAGACUAUUUCCAAGAUGGGAAACUCCCAGCGGACUCUAAUGAGUCAAGGUCUCUUCGAACCAGCUGCGAGAUUCUGCUUGGUCGAUGGACAGUUGUAUCGCCAAUCUUUUUGAAGGCCUUUGGCUAA
Messenger RNA from Lycium barbarum (goji berry), 483 nucleotides. RefSeq lists its product as uncharacterized. The coding region runs from base 1 to 483 and encodes 160 amino acids. The record is from RefSeq and is a predicted model, not a curated record. The transcript has a single exon. Lineage: Eukaryota; Viridiplantae; Streptophyta; Magnoliopsida; Solanales; Solanaceae. Gene Ontology annotation, molecular function: RNA-DNA hybrid ribonuclease activity; nucleic acid binding.